Anastrepha ludens (Mexican fruit fly) is the source of this 4192-nucleotide messenger RNA. RefSeq lists its product as uncharacterized. The transcript has a single exon. NCBI's taxonomy places the organism in Eukaryota, Metazoa, Arthropoda, Insecta, Diptera, Tephritidae. The record is from RefSeq and is a predicted model, not a curated record. Bases 393 to 1256 code for a protein of 287 amino acids.
UCAUCCUUUCACGUCUAAACGGCAACACAACCCGAGCAACAAACAAUAUAAGUGGCAGAGCGGUGCGCUUUUUUCGUACGAUCCCGUUAUUGUUGUGUGUGGAUUGAUUAUUUUUUUUAGUUUGCUACGAACAAAAAACAAAAUUUUUUUUUAGAGAAAAGAGAAAGUGCAUUCAACUGAAAGUGUACAAGUUCAAGUUUCAUAACAAAAACUAAAAAACGAAACGAAAAAACAAAGAACAAAAAGGACUUUAAACUGUAAAGUUUUAAAGCAAAAACUAAAAACAAAAACGAUAACUAAGAUUUAACGAAAAAAUUUCGCAUUACGAAAUUUUACUACGAAAACCAAAAACAAAAAAGCUACAAAUUAACAUACCAAAAGUGUUUGCAAAAAUGUCACAAAAGAAAGCGAUUUUCGGUGUAUUGUGCUUAAUCACAGUUGCUGCUGCCCUACCCGCCGAGGAGACACGCGGUCAUGCACGCAACGCCAUCAGCGGUGAUAAUGACAUCAUGGAUAGCAUCUACAGUGACUGCCUGCGCAAGGACUCUGUGUCGUGCGUCAAGUACAAGCUCUUCAAUUUCGUCGACAAAGUGCUCUCCGCACGCGAACAAUUCUCGCUAACCGAAGGUGUGACGGUGGUGCGUUCACCCGAUGCGCCCGCCACUGAGGCUGCACGCUCCAUCUCCGGCGAUGAGUCAUUCGAAUCGUUGGCCCUUAACCGCAUCUCUGGCUUCUUGAACACACACACCAUCAAAGUAGAAUUGAAGGGUGCCGACAUUGUGCAAGCCGUCAGUUCGACCGGACGUGCGCUGGAAGAUGUUUCCGAAUCGUUAUUCGGCGGCAAUGAUGAUCCCAAUGCACCCGAAGAGAGCCGUGGCAAGAAGAAGAAGGCUGCCAAAAUUUUGGGUCCCAUUCUGGCGCUAGUCGCACUUAAGGCCGCCGCCCUGCUGCCACUCUUAUUGGGCGCGAUCGCUUUGAUUGCCGGCAAGGCUCUGCUCAUCGGCAAGAUCGCUUUGGUGCUGUCCGCUGUGAUUGGUCUGAAGAAACUGUUGUCUCAAGAGAAGCAUGUCACCUACGAAGUGGUAGCACAUCCACAUCACAGUUCAUCGCACUCCGUUAGUCACGACGCGUACGGCAGCGGCUAUAGCGCAGAUGCUGGCGCUUCCGGUUCAUAUGGCAGCUCCGGCCAUGGUGGCUGGGGACGCUCGCUCGAUGCACAGGACUUGGCCUACGCUGCCCAAAAGCCACAAGCAUAAGUGACGAGAGAGAGUGGGAAAAAGAGAUUACAAAUGACAUUUAGUAGGGGCACAAUAUUUUGAGCUACAACCCAACGACACAUACAACGAUUCGAACUACGUUUUGGACCAGUGGACAGGCGAAACGACCGGCAGUAAAGCAAAAUGCGAGUGGCGCGAAAUAUGACACUGAAAUUUUUUUGGUAACUUUGGGAAUAAACAAAGCCAUUUGGUCGCUGCGUAACUAGACACGACGGAAACAACAAACAACAACAACAAGCAAAAACAUAACAAAACAAAUUCUAAUUAUAUUAAUUUAUUUGCUAACUAAUUUAUUUAAUUUAUUUCCUACUUUUAAUUUUCACAAGCGAAAACUUAGACAAAAAAUUGAAUUGAAAACGUGUAACCUUGACCUGCUGGGGAUCAAUGGGAACAACCACUAAAUAUUUUAGAGAAAAACUCAAAAAAAAAAAAAAAAACUAAAAAAAUACGAGAACAACGAAUGCAAAAAUAUGCAAAUAUGCUAAAGGAAAACAUUUACAUAUAUAAAGAAAAGAAAAAACGAGUAUAGAAAACCGAAAAACUUGUGUGUGUGCAUUUCUAUAACAUAUUUAUUUACAUAUACAUACAUUUUAUCUAUAAAGUAAUUUAUGUAAUUAUUUAGUAAUUUUUCCAUUAAGCUAAGCUAAAUUACAAACUGUUUAAGGUUAUGUAAAAAUUAGCAGACAAUAUGAGAGACGAAGUCCGUACCUUAAUAUUUAUAAAUUUUCUCUUCCAUUUUUGCACAGCAACAAUGUGCGUGUAUCGCACAUACAGCUUAGUAGUGGCAGUGCUUAAAGGGAAACGCUUCUAUUGCAUUUAGCGCGUUGGCAAGGCGGCUCACUUUGUGCUGACCCCGGGCUGGCAAGACUACGAGCGGCAGCAGAUCAACUAACUUAUCUACUGCCACGGCGUACCACAUGCGUGUCCGCGCACACUCAACACAUACAUAUAUACAUAUGGCAGAGUAGCGCACUAAGUGCAUUUUAACUCUUCUAACUGUGCUCAACUUCAACUAUUAACUAUUUUCCAUUGUUUUCAUUUCUUUGCACUUACAGUUUCAACUUUCUUACAACUUUCGCAUCUUCAGGUUCAGCCAGUUAUGUUUCUAAUUCAUAAUGUUUAACUUUGCUCUGCACUCGAACUCGAACUUAUCUAGGCUUGUUUUUAAUUUCAGCUAACUUCAUUGCUCAGUCUUCUUUCUACUUAAUCUAACAUUAAACUGCUAUCACUCACUAACUGUUUCUGCCUUACACUUUUCGCAUUUAGCAUACUUUGUAUGUCCUAUCAGACAACAUUGUUUACUGGCACUUUUUCCGGUCAUUCCGGCACUUGUGUCACUCAUUCCAGCACUGCAUACAUAACAGCGAUUUCACAUACAGAUACAUUCAAAAAGAAAAAACGAAAAAAAAAAAUCAAGCAUACUUCUCUCACAACUUCAUCUACUCUAUCGCUCUAUUUUCAAAUACUUCUAAGACUGUUCUUCUUUUCUCAUAAGCUUCAUUUUAGCUCAUUUCCAUGCUCAUACUCAUUUUUAGCUUUCUCGUGUACAACUUCUGGUACAAUUUUAUCCUAGCUUUCUGCCUCUAAUUCUACUAUCUAUAUUAAUAUACUUUCAGUUAUAAUUCUAGUCUUACGUAUAUGCAUAAAAAUAACAAAAAAAAAUAAAUUAAUAAAAAAUGCGUGAGUUUCUAUUAGAGCAAACACAAUAGCUCUAUGUAAUAUUCUCUAAAUUUCACUCUCUCUUUCUCGCUCUCACUCUCACUCUGAAUUCUUGAAAAAAUACUCAUUAAUUUCUAAGCACUUUGUCUAUUUUCAUGCCGUUUAACAUCACUCAUUCUAAUUGAAUGCAAUAAUACUCGCUUGCUCACUAUCUCUCUCACACUUUUUCUCUUCCACCUUCUCUCUCUCUUCAUCUUAUCUUUUACUCUCUUUUAAAUCUAUAAGAAUAUUUCUACAAGCUAAAUGCUAUUUAUGUCAUCUUUAAUGCUAUGCGUCACCAUUCAAAUGGUGUUCAUAGUUUUCGUCUUCGUACGCCAUAACUUGCCAUAGUUUUCUAACUAAACAGCUCACCUAUUCAGCUCUCUUACACUCAUUCACUAUCACUCAACACAUACUUUCACUCAAAAACUGAUCUAUUACUUUAUGUCCUCUUAUAUUUACAUUUAAUUUUUCAUAUAUACUCAUUUACUUUAUAUUUCAUGUUUAUUCUACUCUCGAGUUCAUUUACUCGCUAUUCUUUAACUACAGCAUAUUUCCACUCAAUCCUUAAACUACAUACACUUCUACUCAAACUAAACUUUUCACAUUCUUCAUCUUAAAUUUUCACUUCAUUAUUUCAACUAUUUCAUUUUUCAACCACUUAACUCAAAUUCAGCACUUCUCAACAACUUUAUAACUUUUUCAGCAAAACUUUCCAAUAUCGUCUCACCGCUCAGCAAAUUUUCUUUCAUUCAAAUUACUCAUGCAAGCUCUCGCUACUUAACUCUACUUUCUCUCACAAUCUCUACUUCUCUCUCACUCUCUCUCACUUUAUUUCUCACUCUCUCUCUCUCUUAAACUAUCUCUACUUCUAACGCAUGCACUCACCGUUUGAAUGAGUCACUACUCACUUCACUACUUCAGUUUACCCUCAUUUACUUAACUCAAAGGGUACUCAUAAUCACAAGUUAUACAAUAAAAAUAGCGAUAGACAUUUAAGUAUUUAUUGAUUCCAUCUUAUUUAUUUAAAUGAAUCUAAUUUAUUGACAUUAAAUAUUUCACAAAUAUGUUAUGAGAGAAAUGGAGUAGCCCUCUUCAAGUGAAAUGUAAAACAAACUGUAAAUUUUAAAAUGCUAUAAACCAACAAAGAAUAUCUGAUUUAAAUAUCAAGAGCACACACUCAAUUUAAAUGCAUAUAACAGUAAUUGUUAAGAUAA